ACUUAAACUUUGUGCCUUUCUAUAGUGAGUAGUGACCUGAAAAAUAUCAAACACCUUUCCCUAUUAGCCACCUUUACUAUUCUCCUCCCACUCUAUUCUCUUCUAGAAAAUGAAGAUUUUCUUUCCCAUGAUGAUGUUAAUCUCCAUGUUCACCAACAAAGAUAACACCACCCUUAUUCACAACACAUGUAAGAACACUCCAAAUUACCAACUCUGUAUCUCCACUCUCCAAUCCGAUCCACGUAGCUCCGACGCCGAUAUCACCGUUCUUGGUCUUGUUAUGGUCGAUGCCGUGAAGAAAAAGACAGUCGAGAUUAUGGAAAGUAUAAAAGAAUUGGAAAAAACUAACCCUAAAUGGAAAAUCCCUCUUAAUGAAUGUUCAUUGUUUUACUAUGCAGUUAUCAAAGCUGAUGUGCCUGAAGCUGUUGACGGCCUGAAGAAAGGGGUACCUAAGUUUGCUGAGAUGGGGAUGGAUGAUACUGCAGUAGAGGCUGAAAUUUGUGAGUAUAGUUUUAAGGAGAAUGGAUUGAAUUCGCCACUUUCUAAAAAGAAUAGAGAUUUAAUGGACCUCUCUAACGUGGCCAAAUCCAUCAUCAGAAUGCUUUUAUGAGAAAAACGAAUUUUAGAGAGAUGCAUGUAUAUGUAUAUGUUAGAUCAUGCACUUAAGUAGUUGUUUCACUAUUACUGCAGUAUUGUUGUUAUUC
Molecule: messenger RNA, 704 nt
Organism: Lycium ferocissimum
Lineage: Eukaryota; Viridiplantae; Streptophyta; Magnoliopsida; Solanales; Solanaceae
Product: cell wall / vacuolar inhibitor of fructosidase 1-like
Exons: 1
Coding region: 110-610 (166 amino acids)
Biological process (GO): negative regulation of catalytic activity
Molecular function (GO): enzyme inhibitor activity
Source: RefSeq, a predicted model, not a curated record